Molecule: messenger RNA, 2266 nt
Organism: Oryctolagus cuniculus (rabbit)
Lineage: Eukaryota; Metazoa; Chordata; Mammalia; Lagomorpha; Leporidae
Source: RefSeq, a predicted model, not a curated record
UCCUGAGGGCAGCUGAGGCUGAAUCUCAGCCCACAGCCUCCGCCUGGCCGGGAGCCGAGGCCGGGCACGAGGCCAGAGCCGCCCCGCCCAGGGGCUGGCCCGGCGUUGGACAUUUCAUAACCGCAGAGUGGCCGGGCAGAGCAGGGACGGCCAGCAGCACUCAGAGCGGCGGGGCCCCAGGAUGGAGCCCUUGGAGGACCGGCUGCAGCGGCUGCGGGAGGCCUUCGACGCGGGGCGCACGCGGCCGGCCGAGUUCCGGGCUACGCAGCUCCGGGGCCUGAGCCGCUUCCUGCAGGAGAACAGGCAGCUCCUGCAGGCCGCGCUGGCCCAGGACCUGCACAAGUCGGCCUUCGAGGCGGAGGUGUCCGAGCUGGGCAUCAGCCUGGGCGAGAUCAAGCUGGCCCUCAGGAAGUUGCGGGCCUGGAGCCAAGACGAGCGCGUGCCCAGGAACCUGGCCACUCAGCUGGACUCCGCCUUCAUCCGGAAGGAGCCCUACGGCCUGGUGCUCAUCAUCGCCCCCUGGAACUACCCCGUGAACCUGACGCUGGUGCCCCUGGUGGGGGCCAUCGCCGCAGAGCUGCUUCGCCGUGGUGCUGGGGGGCCCCGAGGAGACCGGGCAGCUGCUGGAACACAGAUUCGACUACAUCCUCUUCACGGGGAGCCCCCGUGUGGGCAAGAUCGUCAUGGCGGCCGCUGCCAAGCACCUGACGCCCGUCACCCUGGAGCUGGGCGGCAAGAACCCCUGCUACGUGGACGACAACUGCGACCCGCAGACCGUGGCCAACCGCGUGGCCUGGUUCCGCUACUUCAACGCCGGCCAGACCUGCGUGGCCCCCGACUACGUGCUGUGCAGCCCCGAGACGCGGGAGCGCCUGCUGCCCGCCCUGCAGCAGGCCAUCACCCGUUUCUACGGCGACGACCCCCAGCGCUCCCCCAACCUGGGCCGCAUCAUCAACCAGAAGCAGUUCCGGCGGCUCCAGGCCCUGCUGGGCUGCGGCCGCGUGGCCAUCGGCGGCCAGAGCGACGAGAGCCAGCGCUACAUCGCGCCCACGGUGCUGGUGGACGUGCAGGAGGCGGAGCCGGUCAUGCAGGAGGAGAUCUUCGGGCCCAUCCUGCCCAUCCUGACGGUGAGCGGCCUGGACGAGGCCGUCGCCUUCAUCAACCGCCGGGAGAAGCCCCUGGCCCUGUACGCCUUCUCCAACAGCAGCCAGGUGGUGAGGCAGGUGCUGGAGCGGACCAGCAGCGGGGGCUUCUGCGGCAACGACGGCUUCAUGCACAUGACCUUGGCCAGCCUGCCCUUCGGAGGAGUGGGCCACAGCGGCAUGGGCAGCUACCACGGCAGGUUCUCCUUCGACACCUUCUCGCACCGCCGCGCCUGCCUGCUGCGCAGCCCGGGCUUGGAGAAGCUCAACGAGCUCCGCUACCCGCCCUACUCGCCGGGCCGCCUGCGCGCGCUGCUGCGGGCCAUGGACGAGCGCAGCUGCGCCUGCGCGCUGCUCUGAGCCCCGCGCCGCGCCGCGCCAGCCACCCGCCCCAGCCUCAGUUUCCCCAUCUGCGCCCGGGCCCCCGAGGUGCCGCACGGCGGUGCCUCCCGGGGCUGUUACUGGGAUUAAAGCGGGGAGCCGUGGCCCCGAGGCCGGCGUCCGUGUGGUCUCUCCUGCCGGGCCGGUGGGGCUGAUGGCGGGGUCUCCCUUGCCCGCGGCCCCCCGAGCUUGUCCCACUCUGGACUCAGCCCCCCACAUCGGGGGGUCCCACCCAUUUGGAGCCCCUGCUAGACUCCAUCCCAUGCACAAGUCGCCACACGCAGGGCCCCAGUGCACCGCCGGUCCUCCAGUCGCCAGGGCCCGUCCUCGACCACAGGACCUUUGCGCACGCCCCAGACAAGCCCCCCUCUGCCUUUCUCCUAGCCCUCCUCCAGGAAGCCCCCCACCCCGACCAGCGCCCCCGACUUCCCGAGGCCUCUCAACCACAGAAUCCACGCGAACACAGACAGGUGGAGAGGCGGGGCGCCUGUGUUACACACACCGGGGCCACACCCCGCAGCUCUAGGGCCUGCGGGGUCACCAGACGCGUCCGUGCCUCAGUUUCCCCGUCUGCAAAUUCAGGCGGGGUUGCCGUGAGGACUAGAUACUCGCAGUCACUACCAGGCGGCGGUUCCCACCGUCGCCGCCACCGUUACCGUUUUAAACGCAGCCGCCCACACCUAGACCACCCGCCCAGUCUGCAGCGCCCCCAACUCCCCAAGCCACAGCCUGCACCACGCCCC